AGCAUUCUUCAGCCUCAACAACACGACUCGCAUUCCUAUUGGUCCGUUACUGAACACACUGACUCUGAAGGCUGUGAUUGGUGGGGAUUUUGCGCACGUGGAAGCUUGAGGACCGAGAGCAGUGGACUAGACUCAGAGGAGUCUGACAAAGAGUAGCGGUAUGAAAAGAUAAUUACAGGUAUUUUGCUUCCGUGUUCGGGUUCCGUUGCUAAUUUUAGAUUAGAUAAAGUCGAACAUCUUAUUUGACAGACUAUAUAUUUUAAUUUUAUUUAGCUUAUAUCUGUAAUGUUCCUAAGCCUUUUGCUCUAAAUAUGUUGUUGAAUAAAACUCUGACGCUUAUAAUCUUUUUCUUGCUAGAUGUUGUGCAGCACCCUUUCUCCCUUCCGUGCAGCAUUAGACAACUAAUAUAUUUUCUUUCUUUAAGCCCUUUUUUAUUUUGUCGCAUUUGCUUGGAUUUUUCAAUCCGUAUUUUUACAUGUACAUUUUUUAAUGCUCAUCUGUUGAGCAACUAUGCGGUGGGUACGCACGAUUUGUCAACCGGCGAGGCAGGAACUAGGCUUGCCGGAGGAUUGUAGUUCGCUGACAAUUUCAAAUUCCGCUUCAACUGGAGAAUACGCAUACCCGUUCAAGAGGCGCCGAUGUCUACGUCAUUUUCAAAAAAAAUUUAUCUGUCAACUUUUUAAUUCGUAGCAACAAAUAGAUAUAUAUUCUCUGCACGUUUCCCCUCCAUUUAAGAAACUCCUUCAACUCCACUCCAAUCAUCACCCCGGCUGAUUGUGAAGGAUUCAACCCAAAGUGUUGGCUAAAUAAAUAAAUAAACGUCACCUCCGCCAUUCGGACAGCAUACCGGAAGUGGACUUUUUCGACAUUUUUCACGUUAAAAAUAUCCUUAAACGUGUUGUGUCAAGGUAUUUUCAUGCGGCUUCACAGAGGAGAUGCCACGAUACUGCGCAGAAAAGCUUUGCCGAAACCGUGGAGGGACUUCAUCAAAACAAGACAAGAAAAUCAGCUUUUACCCUUUUCCCUUGCAGGACAAGACCAGGCUCCAAAAAUGGGUAAACAACAUGAGGCGGGAGGAGUGGACCCCAAGUCGGCAUCAGUAUCUCUGCAGCGAGCACUUCACAGAGGACUGCUUUGAUAUUCGCUGGGGUAUCCGGUAUCUGAAGAAUACAGCUAUUCCCACCCUUUUUCCCUCUGUUGAGAAUGAAUGUGAGAACAAGGUUACCCUUCAGAGAAAUCCUAAAGGCACAUCCCCGUCACAGGCUGAGGACUUUGAGUUUGAUACCAGUAGGAUGCCUCUCAUUUUGAGGAAAAUGUGCCCACCUGUUAAAGAACAGUCCGCGACGCUGCUCAAAGUCCCUGUCUUCCAACAAACAUUGAUCACUUCUCAGUCAAGUCUACCUGAGACGCACACUACUGUCUGCGAGGUAACGAGUAACAGUGGAGUUUCAGCAAUGCCCUGCCGCACACCGCCGUUGCGCUCCGAAGAGCAAACUGACUCGAUUGUGACCGUGUUGUGCUGCGAGACACUUGGCCCUCACGCCAGCGAUGAGGAACAUGCACAUUGCGCUACUUUUGCAGCAGACCAGAGCCAGACUUUUCGUUUUGUGCCUGUGGAACUGAUUAGAGACAAAUCUCUGGGGAGUUUUGCAGAGGAGACCGAGCCCAGCGACAGGGAGCGCGUUUUGGUUCACGAGCACUCGUACUGCAGACAGGACACUGACAAAGACGAGUUGUGGAGUAAGAUCCUGAGUCUGCACACAAAGAUCUUGGAACUGGACCGUAGAGAGGAGAGCACCGUGGCUAAAAUCCACACUUUAGAGAAUGAGAUUUCACUCCUGAAGAGGGAUGGGGCAGUUUUUAAAGAGAAGCAGAAAAUUUUAGAAGAUUAUAUAUCAUCUGUUUUACUCUGAUCUUUAGACAUCUGACUUGUGUUAUUAUUGCCUUUUCUGUAGCUAAUUUUGGUCAGUUAUUUGUCUUGGGUGAAACAGCUUCUGUAACAUGCUGCUAUAGAUGCAGGUCUGAUGAUGUCCACGUGGUGGCACUGUGGUCAUUUUCAUUGCUUAACAGCUGUACAGGCCUAUUGGACAAAUUAGAAUAUUUUUGAAAAGUCCAUUUAUUUCAAGAACAUUAUCGCUUAGUAAAACAUUAUAUAGUAAUAAUUACACAGAGAUGGAUGUUUUAAAGCCUUUAUUUCUGUUAAUUAUGCUGAAAUUUAAAAUUAAAAUAUAAUAUGAGACCAAUUUUGUUUAAAAACAUUUUUAAUAUAAAAAUGUAGUCAUAAUGAAAAAUAUGCUUUAUACCUGCUUAAUGUUGUCAAUUUUAAAAACGUACUUUUAUCCUGACAAAUGAGCUUUAUCAGGACGCAUAUUCUAAUUUAUUCAUGUAUCUAUAUUUUUAAAUGUGAACUGCACAUUUCACUUUUUCUCCGAAUGGUCCUAAAUUUCAUUUUACAACCUGACACCAAUCUACAAGAUGGUUUAAAUUCAUUUUAGCUACUCAGCUUCAUAAUCCUCCCCAGACUGUAGUCAUCAAUUUGUCAGGCUUUCCGUGUGGUGGUGAAAACUAUUCAUUUCACCACUUUUCACUUCUCUGUGACUAUCAAUCAUAAUAAAAUAGAGUAUGGAGAAAUGUAAAAAUGUUUUCCACACUUUUAUUCCUUUCUAGUCACCAUGGUGACCACCAUUUCACUUCUUUCUUCAUCUACCACAUCGAGUCUCGAGCAUCGUAGGAAUAGUUGUCUUGAAAAUCAUGACCUCAUGCACUUACAAAGGUUUUGAUGGGCCGAUGGGAUCUGAAAUAUUUGUAGAUUGUACAGGUGUUAAUUCCUUAAUUGCUUACUUCCGUUAACUGUACAUUUAAGUUAAGUUGUCUCUUUAUGUUAAACUUGUUAAUCAAGUAAUUUGGAAGCCAAGAAAGCUGCGGAAAUUUGAUAUGAAAAAUCUCGCUUUUUCUGGCCCAAUUUUUGGGAACAUCAUUUUUUAUGGAACAGCCAAUGUAUCACUUAUCAAUUGACCACAGUGGUAUUCUACCAUUUUUUAAUAAUACAACUGCUGUGACAAGUUGUUAUAAAAACUAGUUAAAAGAAUGAAUUUAUUUUGAUUUUUUUUUUUCUCUUGCAUGUUUUUCUCAAAGUUUAAGACCCAGGUGUCUAUAAAUCCGGUAUAAAUACUCUUACUUGUCACAUUGCAUCUGCUCAAUUAGCAGUCACUAGUGUGCCCCCAAGUGUCUGCCUAACACUUUGGAAAUUUGAAUAAUUGAUGCCCACAAAGCAUGACAAGGCCAUAAGAAGAUAGCGAGGCUUUCCCAGGAAGCAGCUUCCGCCUGUUUGCAAUUCAAUUAGGUAGAAAAAUAAAU
Molecule: messenger RNA, 3357 nt
Organism: Xiphophorus hellerii (green swordtail)
Lineage: Eukaryota; Metazoa; Chordata; Actinopteri; Cyprinodontiformes; Poeciliidae
Product: THAP domain-containing protein 5
Exons: 3
Coding region: 936-1913 (325 amino acids)
Cellular component (GO): nucleus
Source: RefSeq, a predicted model, not a curated record